AUGUGGACGGGGCUCGCUCGGACCAGCGCGGUGUCCUAUACAGGUCGAGGUGUGUGGGCUGGGUCCGGAUCCCCUCCUCCGCGGGCUGCGUCCCCAAAGACACCGGCGGUGCAGCUUCAUCUGUGGGCAACUUUUUUUUGGGUGGGGGGGGGAUAUAGAACGUCGUUUUUGGUGGGGGUUUUUUGUGCUUCGUUUAAAGCCCCCCUUUCCCCCCCCUCGCACGCUUCCGCUGGGUAGCAUCUCAGCCCCUUUACCUCGACAUUAAGUGGACCCGAGGAGGUGGUGGGCAACUGGUCCGCACUAGGUUUUUCCAAUAGAGUGUUCCGACGAGGUCAGCGCGGAUGGGACUUCAGAAAGGGCCUGGUUGGGAAAAGGAGUGAGAAUGGACAACCUUUCUGACUUCGGGGGUCCCUGUCCAUCCAGCCGCAGGGAAUGGGACACCAACAGCGGCGUGGACGAUUUAAUGGAUGACGAUGACAAAGACAGGGCAAAAAGGGCUUCUCGUAACAAGUCGGAAAAGAAAAGGAGAGACCAGUUCAAUGUGCUCAUCAAGGAGCUGUGCACCAUGCUGCAGGGUCAAGGCCAUCCGCGCAAGAUGGACAAGUCCACCAUACUGCAGAGAACUAUUGACUUCCUGCAGAAACAGAAAGACAUCACUGCGCAGAACGAAACGUGUGAUGUGAGGCAGGACUGGAAGCCCUCGUUCCUCAGUAAUGAGGAGUUCACUCAGCUGAUGCUGGAGGCCCUCGAUGGUUUCUUGGUGGCAUUAACUACAGAUGGCAACAUCAUAUACGUAUCUGACAGCGUGUCUUCACUCAUUGGCCAUUUACCGUCAGAUAUGGUGGACCAAAAUAUCUUGAAUUUCCUUCCGGAGCGGGAACACGGGGAGGUGUACAAGCUGCUAUCAUCCCACAUGCUGAUGACUGACCCCACUGCUGCUGACUUCCUUGACAGCGAGGCACAUAUUGAAUUUUGCUGUCACCUAGCCAGAGGUAACAUUGACCCAAAGGAACCGCCGGUGUACGAGUACGUCAAGUUUGUGGGAGAUUUCAAGUUUCAUAACAAUGUGCCUACAUCUUGUAACGGGCUCGAUUUGACGUUACCAAGAAGCCUUCAGUCAUCGCUGGAGGAGCAGGUCUGCCUCAUUGCUACUGUACGAUUAGUCACUCCACAGUUUGUUAAGGAUCUGUGUAAUGUGGAAGAUCCCUGUGAUGAAUUCACAUCCAGACACAGCCUUGAAUGGAAGUUCCUGUUUUUAGAUCACCGAGCGUCACCGAUCAUUGGAUAUUUACCCUUCGAAGUUCUUGGAACUUCUGGCUAUGAUUACUAUCAUGUGGAUGACUUGGAGCUUAUAGCUCAGUGUCAUAAGCAGCUAAUGCAGUUUGGAAAGGGUAAAUCCUGCUACUAUCGCUUCCUGACCAAAGGUCAGCAGUGGAUUUGGUUGCAGACUCACUACUACAUCACUUACCACCAGUGGAACUCCAAGCCCGAGUUCAUCGUCUGCACUCACACUGUUGUCAGUUAUGCUGAGGUGCGAGCUGAGAGGAGGAGAGCGUUUGGCUUUGAGGAGCUGUCUCCACCCGAGGUUGCUCCCUCUUCAGUGAAGGCUCAGGAGCUGUACUUGGACAUCUGCUCCACACUGGACCCUCCGCAGGACAGGAACAGCGGCGCACGUUCGGUGUCCUCCCACAGCUCCCGGAAGUCCUCCCACAUGUCGGACUCUGCAUCACCUAACUCCUACACAGAAGCCUGCACGCCAUCAUGGCAGUCUGCUUCCAUUGGGACGGAGAAGACCUCUGCCAGACUACAACCUAGUAGUUCAAAGAAUUUGGCACAAAGACAAAAUUCCUUUGACCUCGUGCCCCAACUGAGCCUCUCCCUUUCUCCCACCUGCAGCAAGCACUCCACAAUGCAGCAGCCACAGCCACAGCCACAGCCGCAGCCGCCACCACCACCACCGCCCAUGUAUCAGCUGCAGCAGCCCCAGCUCUGUGUAAUGAACCAGCUGAAGGAGCAGCUGGAGGAGAGGACGCGCAUUCUGCAAGCUGACAUUAAGACGCAGCAGCAGGAGCUGCACGACAUUAAGGAGAAGCUUCACCUCGCUAAUCUCCAGAUGUUGUUACAGCAGCCUAUCCAAAAUGACUUUGGCCAGGCCCAGCAGCAGCAGCAGCAGCAGCAGCAGCAGCAGCAGCCCCCCCAGCAGGGAUCACGGAGGGCGGCCCAGCAGAGCCAGGCAGGGUUGACCAGGCAGCACUCGGGCCACUCUAAACCACCGUCCUGCGGGGCCCACAGUUCAUCCCCUCACUCAGUCCUGAGAGCGAUCAGCUCACCCUCAACACAGCAGCUCCAGCAGAGGAUUGCACGGAGCGGGCCGGCGCAGUCGGUGAGCGUGCCCGUGCAGACGAACACGAGCGUCACGAUGCCUUUCUACAGCAACCCCAUGAUGUUCUCUCAGACCAACACGAGGUCUCUGCAGGACGUGAACCAAAGACUUACAGACGGCGAGUUCAACCAAGAUGGGCAACUACGCAUGCUCCUCAACCAGCCGAUGCAGGCGCUGGUUCCCGCUAGCAGUGUCACCUCGCAGCCUUCCCAGUGCAACACGGGCAUCUCCCAAACCAUAUACACCUUGGAGCAGCAGAUCAUCGCCCCGUCGUUCUCCAUGCAACAGGUCAACUGCAACGCCGUCCUCGUCCCCUCCCCGGUCUUCACGUCCCCCAUAAUGAUCCCGCACAACAGUUUCAUCGCAAACCAGUCCCCGUCGGCCUAUCAGACGCAGCCUCAGGCCUCUCAGCACUCCCUGCAGCUACAGCAGCUACAGCAGCCCCAGCAGUUCUUUCAGAUGGCUCAAGGACUUGUACACGGUGGAUCUACUCCAGCCUUCUUACACACCACUAAUGUCCCACAGCAAAGCACUGUGGGAUACAUCCAGCAGCAGCAACUGCCGCAGGCGCAACAGCAACAAAGGCAAUACCAACAUUCCCAAAACCAGACUGGCAGUGUUUCAGACUUCCGAAAUAUGCUGACUCGGUAGUGCGUUGGCACUGCGUUAGAGCGCCGAGAUAUCCCGCUGUGCCGUCGCCGCGUCGGCGGCAGCACGUUGUGGCAUUUGGAAGUGAAAACCCAACGUCAAGUUCUGCCCUGGAGAUGCUUGAAAGUGGAAAACCGCUUCUAGUGACCUCGCUGUCGGUUUCUGGCUGCCCGUUCAGAGGAAGGGGGGUCCGGUUUGUCCCCGGAGUGAAAACCACCAGCAGAGGCUGCACUGACCGAACGUCAUGUGCAGGGAUCCGAGGAGAGUCUGAGGGGCUCGGCCUCCAUCAGCCGUCAAGCGGUGAAACUGCUGGAAGAAGUGGAUUAUCAAAGCUCUCGAUAAGACAUCAUCUGAACAAGUUUCCUUUAGUGUUUGCACUUUUGUCCCGCCCCCUACAAAAAGGUAGAAUAUUUACUUUUGCCCCUGAAUUAAUGUUCUACUUUCCUGACUGAUAACAGCUCGACACCCCUCCCCAGUGACAAUCAUCCCCCCUGCUCCAGUAUAAACGGUUCAUCUCAUCAAAGAGUUUUUUGAUCGACCUCGAUGUUUGUCUCCGCUAGCAGACGUCCAACGUCGCUCCCAUUCUGUCCUCCAAACAAUCAUUUACUUGCAGCUACAUUGGCGGCUCGUGACUGGAGAGGGGCUUCGUUGUGAAACAGGCGGCGGGGAGGUGACUGUCGUCAGGUUGGGUAAGAAUCGAAAUGUAACGCGGCUCUACACUGGGGGGGGGGGAUAUUCUCCGACUGUUAGAAAGGUCUAUCUCGAUUUUUAAAGCCUCGAUCUGGGCCUGCAGGAGGGAUGCUGCUACAACCGUCGCACCACUUUUCACUGAGAAAGGACAACAAAGCUCUGCAGCACGAGUCCUUAAACAAGCUA
Cyclopterus lumpus (lumpfish) is the source of this 3907-nucleotide messenger RNA. RefSeq names its product neuronal PAS domain protein 2 (gene npas2). Gene Ontology annotation, biological process: regulation of transcription by RNA polymerase II; circadian regulation of gene expression. The coding region runs from base 383 to 3034 and encodes 883 amino acids. Gene Ontology annotation, cellular component: nucleus; cytoplasm; CLOCK-BMAL transcription complex. The transcript has 22 exons. NCBI's taxonomy places the organism in Eukaryota, Metazoa, Chordata, Actinopteri, Perciformes, Cyclopteridae. The record is from RefSeq and is a predicted model, not a curated record. Gene Ontology annotation, molecular function: RNA polymerase II cis-regulatory region sequence-specific DNA binding; protein dimerization activity; DNA-binding transcription factor activity, RNA polymerase II-specific.